Messenger RNA from Canis lupus familiaris (dog), 8264 nucleotides. RefSeq names its product tripartite motif containing 71 (gene TRIM71). The record is from RefSeq and is a predicted model, not a curated record. Gene Ontology annotation, biological process: proteasome-mediated ubiquitin-dependent protein catabolic process; protein polyubiquitination. The transcript has 4 exons. Gene Ontology annotation, molecular function: protein binding; zinc ion binding; ubiquitin protein ligase activity. Lineage: Eukaryota; Metazoa; Chordata; Mammalia; Carnivora; Canidae. The coding region runs from base 299 to 2905 and encodes 868 amino acids.
CGCUGACCCCCCUGCCCCCGCUCGCGCCUCGCGUGUCGGGACUUGUUCCGGCGCUUCGGCUUCCUAAGGCGCGCAGCCUCCGCGUCCCGGGAGGAGUCCGCGUCGCCCCUGCAGAGUGGCAUUUGAUGCCCGCCGCGCCCGGGAGCGGCCGAGCGGCUCUGGAGCCAGCUCCCGGAUCGCCGGCCCGGCCGAUGCGUGCGUGUGAGUGAGUCGGCGGCUCCCCCACCCGCCUGGCCGCCGGCCUCCGUCCUCCUCCUCUUCCUCUCUGGUCUCCUCCCUCCUCGCAGUCGGCGUGCAAAUGGCUUCGUUCCCCGAGGCCGACUUCCAGGUCUGCCUGCUGUGCAAGGAGAUGUGCGGCUCGCCGGCGCCGCUCUCCUCCAGCUCGUCCGCGUCGUCGUCGUCCUCGCAGACGUCCACGUCGUCGGGCGGCGGCGGCGGGGGCCCGGGGGCCGCGGCGCGCCGCCUGCACGUCCUGCCCUGCCUGCACGCCUUCUGCCGCCCGUGCCUCGAGGCGCACCGGCUGCCGGCGGCCGGCGGCGGCGCGCCCGGAGAGCCCCUCAAGCUGCGCUGCCCGGUGUGCGACCAGAAGGUCGUGCUGGCCGAGGCGGCGGGCAUGGACGCGCUGCCCUCGUCCGCCUUCCUGCUCAGCAACCUGCUGGACGCCGUGGUGGCCACGGCCGACGAGCCGCCGCCCAAGAACGGGCGCGCCGGAGCCGCGGCGGGCGCGGGCGGCCACAGCAACCACCGGCACCACGCGCACCACGCGCACCCGCGCGCGCCCGCCUCGGCCCCGCCGCCGCUCCCGCCCGCGCCGCCGCCGCCCGCGCCCUCCCGCUCGGCGCCCGGCGGCCCCGCGGCCUCCCCGUCCGCGCUGCUGCUGCGCCGGCCUCACGGCUGCAGCUCCUGCGACGAGGGCAACGCCGCCUCGUCGCGCUGCCUGGACUGCCAGGAGCACCUGUGCGACAACUGCGUCCGCGCGCACCAGCGCGUGCGCCUCACCAAGGACCACUACAUCGAGCGCGGCCCGCCGGGGCCCGCGGCCGCCGCCGCGCCGCAGCUCGGGCUGGGGCCGCCCUUCCCGGGCGCGCCCUUCUCCAUCCUGUCGGUGUUCCCCGAGCGCCUCGGCUUCUGCCAGCAACACGACGACGAGGUGCUGCACCUGUACUGUGACACUUGUUCAGUGCCCAUCUGUCGUGAGUGCACAAUGGGCCGGCAUGGGGGCCACAGCUUCAUCUACCUCCAGGAGGCGCUGCAGGACUCGCGGGCACUUACCAUCCAGCUGCUGGCUGACGCACAGCAGGGCCGCCAGGCAAUCCAGCUGAGCAUCGAGCAGGCCCAGACUGUGGCGGAGCAGGUGGAGAUGAAGGCAAAGGUGGUACAGUCGGAGGUCAAAGCUGUGACUGCAAGGCACAAGAAAGCCCUGGAGGAGCGGGAGUGCGAGCUGCUAUGGAAGGUAGAGAAGAUCCGCCAGGUGAAAGCCAAGUCCCUCUAUCUGCAAGUGGAAAAGCUACGGCAAAGCCUAAACAAGCUUGAGAGCACCAUCAGCGCUGUCCAGCAGGUCCUGGAGGAAGGGCGGGCGCUGGAUGUCCUGCUGGCCCGGGACCGCAUGCUGGCCCAGGUGCAGGAGCUGAAGACCGUGCGUAGCUUCCUACAGCCCCAAGAGGAUGACCGCGUCAUGUUCACGCCCCCCGACCAGGCACUGUACCUUGCCAUCAAGUCCUUUGGCUUCGUCAGCAGCGGGGCCUUUGCACCGCUCACCAAGGCCACGGGUGAUGGCCUCAAGCGAGCCCUCCAGGGGAAGGUGGCCUCCUUCACUGUUAUUGGCUAUGACCACGAUGGGGAGCCUCGCCUCUCAGGAGGUGACCUGAUGUCAGCGGUGGUCCUGGGCCCUGAUGGCAACCUGUUUGGUGCCGAGGUGAGCGAUCAGCAGAAUGGGACUUACGUGGUCAGCUACCGGCCGCAGCUGGAGGGUGAGCACCUGGUGUCAGUCACCAUGUGCAACCAGCACAUCGAGAACAGCCCCUUCAAGGUGGUGGUCAAGUCGGGUCGCAGUUAUGUGGGCAUUGGGCUCCCGGGCCUGAGUUUCGGCAGCGAGGGCGACAGUGACGGCAAGCUCUGCCGGCCCUGGGGCGUGAGUGUGGACAAGGAAGGCUACAUUGUAGUGGCCGACCGCAGCAACAACCGCAUCCAAGUGUUCAAGCCAUGUGGCACCUUCCACCACAAAUUCGGCACCCUGGGUUCCCGGCCUGGGCAAUUCGACCGGCCAGCCGGCGUGGCCUGCGACACCUCCCGCAGGAUUGUGGUGGCAGACAAGGACAAUCAUCGCAUCCAAGUCUUCACGUUCGAGGGCCAGUUCUUGCUCAAGUUUGGUGAGAAAGGAACCAAAAAUGGGCAGUUCAACUACCCUUGGGAUGUGGCGGUGAACUCUGAGGGCAAGAUCCUGGUCUCUGACACCCGUAACCACCGGAUCCAGCUUUUUGGGCCUGACGGUGUCUUCCUGAAUAAGUAUGGCUUCGAGGGAGCACUCUGGAAGCACUUUGACUCCCCCCGGGGCGUGGCCUUCAACCAUGAGGGCCACUUGGUGGUCACCGACUUCAACAACCACCGUCUCCUGGUCAUCCACCCUGAUUGCCAGUCUGCGCGCUUCCUGGGCUCUGAGGGCACUGGCAAUGGGCAGUUCCUGCGCCCACAGGGUGUGGCCGUGGACCAGGAGGGGCGCAUCAUUGUGGCCGAUUCCAGGAACCACCGGGUGCAGAUGUUCGAGUCAAAUGGCAGCUUCCUGUGCAAGUUUGGCACCCAGGGCAGUGGCUUUGGGCAGAUGGACCGGCCCUCUGGCAUCGCUGUCACCCCCGAUGGCAUGAUCGUGGUGGUGGACUUUGGCAACAAUCGGAUCCUCAUUUUCUAAUCACGUUCUCUAGGCUUCUGUGUUUGGGGCGUGCGUGUGUGCAUGCAUCUCUCUCUCUCUCCCCCACCCUCUCUCCCUUCCUCCCUCCCAUCCUCUCCUCCCCCCCCCUUUUGAAUUUCAAAGAAGAAACAGUCUCAGGGAAAUUUCUUUUUUUCUUUUGUUUAAAGAGAACAAGAAGAGUACAACAUUGCUUGAGUCCUACCUCAUCUUUAUUUUUUUACAGAUGAAUGUACUUAUCUUUUCUGCAGGGACUGAGCCUGUGACGUGAUAAUUUCUAUCUACCUCAUAAAUCUUUACAUUUCCUUCUCCAGCAGGCCCUCUGCCCUCGUCCCCACCCGCACUCUGGAGUUCACGGUCCCCUCAGACCCUUUGUGGGGCGUGAUAUGCACAAGCCUGGCGUCUCUGGCUGGGGGGGGCACUGGAUGUGUGGCAUGGGUUUUGUUCUGUAGAUUGAGCCAAGGAAACAUGAAAGAACUACUAAGUAAAAAAGAGAAAAAAAAGAAAAACUAUAAAAUGUGGAAAAAUAAGAUUUAAAAUGCUGAAUGAUAGAGUAUUUGUGUUCUGGAGAAUACUGUUUAUUGGAUUAGAUUGUGUUGUUAUCUUGAUCUUUUUAGGAAAUCUCCCCCCCCCCUUUUUUUUUAAUGCUGCCACAGAGAACUUUUUUGUGUUCUCCUUUAAUACCUCAGUGUGUUUAUCAUCCUGUUCAGCAUCUUUUCUUAUUCUUAGAAGAUGUGGAUGUGGCUGUGGCUUGCUAGCCAAGAAAAGCAGACUAUUGAUGUUUUAGGGUAUGUAAUCUUUGCUUCUUUUAAGGAUGGUGUGUGUGUGUGUGUGUGUGUGUGUGUGUGUGUACUGAGCCAUCUUACACCAAAAUAGUAAAGCUGAAGAUUAUACACCACCACCCAAAGGGACUUUUCUUUCACACUUUGGUUUCUAAAAAAUAGAUGUAGCUUAGGAUUUUUGAUUAAAAGUAUUCUCAAAAGUUAAGUAUUCUUAGUUUGUCAUUGGUUAUAAAGUUCAGUGGAAGGAAGAAGAAAACCAACCUCAUUCUCAAAAAGAGGGUGUCAGACUUGCCUGGCCUGUGGACUUGAGUGAGGGCGGGCACGCAUGUGCCAAGGUAAUCUGCAGAGAGCAUGAGAAAGACACUGGCUACCCUCAAAAUCUGCAGGAGGGCAGAGGUCAGUCCCCGACCCCAGCUUGAAUGUUAUUCUGUUAAUGCUAGGUAUUUCUUUUUCUCAGAAGAGUAGGCAAAGAAAUGAACUUUUACUUUAAAAGCACAAUUUUUUCCUGCUUUGGAAGUUCAGGGAAAAUAGAAUUUUUGAAAGUGAAAAUAAGAACAGCCCAUCCCUGCACACUCUCCGCUCGGGUCACUUACAGAGUAGUCUGCUACUCUCUGCUCCGAGCCAAGCAGUAGGACCUCGUGGUUAACGUGAACUUUUUUCCCCCAAAUGCCUUUGAAUGUAAAAGAUUUGUAAACCAAAUUGCCCCAACCCAAAAUGUAGGAUGUAUACCUCUGUCUCGGUACCAAAGAAUGAAAACUAAAGCCAGGCUCUCGCUGCAGAACUGGGCUGGCAUCUGUCACUUUACAGGGUUGGUUUGUAGUGAGCUGGACUUGGGUACAAAGCCUUGUGCUUCUGGGCAUUAUCUGUCUUACAGGCAGAAAGUAGGUAUAGCAGAUACCUUGAUUGUGAGAAGCUAUAUAGGUCCCUGCACUCCCCCAGAUAACUGAAUAAGAACCAGAUUCCAGAGUAGCACUCCUCAGGAGAGAGGUGCUCAAUGAUCAUGGCUUAUAGGGAAACCUCUUGUUGAAACAAAGACAGGACACAUCAGUUUCUGUUUCUGUAUUUAAGAGAAAUACCCCUUGCAAUAGAGAUGUUUAGUCUUAAGUGAACAGAAUAAAGUAACACAUGGAGGAAUUUGUUUUUGUCAUCCCAGAAGGAAAGGAGAUGAUGGGGGCCGUGUAGCAAAUCAAUCAAAUUUGUUCUCCCGUCCGGCCCUUGAAGGACGGGAGGUACCCUGUGUCUUCCCCUUUGCUUUAUUUCUGAAUGACCAAAACGGGAAAAACUCCUUUCAUAAUGGAGAACCGCAUGCAAUAAACGAUCAAAAAAUUGGAAAGUAGUGAAGUUGCUGCCUCCACCUGCUGUGUUCCAGAACGAGAAGGAGGCAGGAGAAUUUGUUUUGUAGAACCACUCUUUCUUCUAUUGAAGCAUUUAAGAUUGAAUCCUUCCCCCACUCCUAUUCAGUUGCCUUGUAUUUGCCUCUAGGUUCUAAGUUCUUUGGUGAACAGUUUGUGUAAUUAACCACUUUUUAUUUUGGAAAUGACUUGGUGCUGACCCUCCUCUUCGCCCCACCCCCCCACUCCCCACCCCAUCCCCCAGCAAACCACCCUGGAAACACCAAAGACAACUGGUUUUAAAUACUUAGAAAAUUUUAUUGAAGUGAAACUUGGAAAUUCUCAAAAAUGUUCUCAGCAACCUGAGAUGACUUACUUCAGAUAGUCACUACCUUUGAUUCUCCCGCCUUCCCAGUGUCCCCCUAUGUGGGGGCAUCGUGGGACCUGAGUGAGAAAUUUUCCUGGUGAAUAGCGGUAAUGUAAAAUUGUGUAGGUAACAUUUGUCUGUGGAUUUGGUUGUAAAGCCAGAGAUUCCACAUGUGACUGAAAUGAUCAGGUCUUAAUAGACAAGUUUGCGGGCUCUAAGCUGGAAGGUCCUCCCCCGAUAGGAGUGUGUAGGUGCAGGAAGCUGCCUCUUUCCCCUCAGUGCUGGUACGUCUCCUCCCCUUUCUGCACCCAAACUGCCAUUUGACAAACAUGGUCACACUCUUGAGAAGCUUUUGUUUUUAAAACAUUAGGUACCUCUGGCUGCCCAUGGUUGACUCCUGACCCACAUGGAUUGGUGCGAAGCACUUUGGAGUGUGUUUAUUGUACCAUGUGGAAUGCUCCAAAUCAAAGAAAGAUGGGGAAAGCCAACAUUUGGAAGUCUGGUGUGAGUGAGGCUGUUCAAAAUUGGGGUUUUCAACUGGAUAUCUCCUGCCUGUUAGGAGGUGAUGCUAGGGUAGGUAGGAAUUGGGUCGAGGAGGGGAGUCUUGAACACGGUGAAAAGACCAGGUUGUGGGUGCUGCAAGGGGGGAGUAUAAACUUUUUGUCAAGUAAAUGAGGUAUUCAGACAAAGUCCCCAUGCAUGUCUGAUCUGGUCAGGUGGCAGGGUGGCGUUGGGGGUAUGAGGUCAGUUUAUGUUUGGAGAUGCCAAUUGGAUUUGGAUUUGUAAGUUUGGGUAUGAGAUGACUAAAGGAGAUCUAAAUAACACGCAGAUAAAAGCCACUUUUGGUUGACUGAGUUAACGUUUCAAAAGUGCUGGUUUUUUUGUUUGUUUGGUAAAUCACUACUCUGUAAAUUUGGUCCCAAGAAGUAAUGCUGUCUCAGAAACCUGUGCUUUAUGUUGGCUGGCAGGUGGCACGUGAGUUGAGUUGGCUGGAGCCCAGUGGCCCAGGCAGUACCCAAGUGCACUAACUCUUUGAUUGAUUGAUAGAUGCCCUUUUAAGUCUAACUUAUUUGGGGAAAAUACCUACAGGGGUACCAUAAAUAGAAUCUAAAUUGUGUGUUGGGCCAAAAAAGUUGCCAGAUUUAAGGCACUUUGUGAUGGAGCUAUAAGAGAAUGUCUUGAGAUUGGCUCAGUGUGUUUUAUUCUAGUUAAGCCAAAGCUUAAUAAUUUGAGGAGGGAAGUCUUUUUAGGCUUGAAGGAGCAGAAUACUGUUUGUAUAUGUUUUGGCUUCCUCUUUGGAAGAUUCUACAAUUGCUGUGUUCUGGUAGAUAGCGGAAGAUAUGCCAAAGUUAUAGGCUUGUUUUUCUGUUUAAAAACAAAAAUCCAGUGGUGCCAAAAAGUAUUUAGGGUAUUUAUUUAAAAACAUCACUCAUUGAUUAUCCCAACAGUCUGGGGCUGUAUAAAAGUCAAACUCCUGUACUUCGUCGCAUGUGAUGAUACCCUAGAGCCAGGACUUCCUGGGGCUUUAGCUCUCUGGCUUCCUGCAGGCCAGGGGCACAGGACACACAUAGCAUUCCACACCACACCAUUUGCUUUUGUUUAGUUUCUACCUCACUUUUGGCGAAAGUCAUCUACCUCAUGUUAGCAUCUAAUGGGUCUCUGAAAAGCAUAGUAUUAAUCCACGGGGUGUGGCAUGGGUGGGGGAGUGGGAAGCUACCUCUAGAAGAAAAUGCUUUUAUAAAUGCAGGACUGUUUUCUCUCAGGAGAAACAUUUGAUUGACCUUGAAAAAGAUACUUUGAAACCAAAUAUUCCUGUACUCAGGCAAAUGUAGUCCUAAAUCCCAAGGAUUCCUUAACCAACCUGACCUUUCCACCCCACUAGGAAUUAUGCACACCAUUACCUUGUUGUUCAGUAUUAUAAAACUACUGGUUCAUCUGACCUAUUUGAGGACUUUACCUGCAAAGAAAGACCUUUAGGUCUCUUUUUCCUCUUCAAGAGAAAAAUAUUUUAUCUGUAUUUUGAAUGCCUGCAAAUUUACCCUUUUCAGAGCAAUUCUGAGGGUCUAGUUUUUGGAAACAUCAAAUAUUUGAAGGGAAUAAGAAUCCUUUAGACUUUGAUUGUAUCUGUACCUUUUCCCGGACCCAGCAGGAUGUUCAUCACCAUGACAUUGCAACAGUCACUACCUUACUGAGCAGUGACUGGUGAAGUGUGUGUUGCUCUUUUGUUUUGUGUGUUGUUUUUUUUUCUACCAAAGGUAACAUGUUGACGGGUUGUUCUUUACUGUUUUUUGUUUUUCUUAAUUAAAUACUUGAUGAAGUUGAAGCACAUUACCAUGAUAUACUGUAUUGCCUCUCUUAUUCCCCUGGUUCUUUUUUGUUUUGGUUGGACGAGAGGGGUCCUAAGACCACUGUAAUGAUUGCAGAUUGGGUUUAAAAUGUCAUGGUGAAGCAGUACCUCAGUGAUGUCUAUUUUUAAAACUGAUCUUACGGGUUAACAAGCCAGCCUGGUGGGAUGUUUUCCAUCCAUCAUUUAACCAGUAAUGGUUCUAAAAGUUUUGUGUAUCCACAUGGUCUUAGACCUCCUUUUAAUGAUUGUAUUAACUUACAAGCUCAGGUAGUAUUUUUCUUAAGGCUCUGUCUUGGAGCACACUGACUGAAUGUUAACGUGUGUAGCAAAGUGUUUACUUUCUUUAACCAGCUCUGGAAUAGUUCUUUGUUUCUAGCAGUCUGUGUAGUUUUUCUUCAGAGGAAGAUUUUUCACAUUUCUGGGGUGUUCUUGUUUUUAGGGUGGUAUGGUUUCUUUCCUUUUUUACCCCCAUUCUUUUCCCCUAAAAUCAAUGCAGGUGAGAGGGUGGGUUGUGGGUAAGGGAUGUUAUUUUUAA